Molecule: messenger RNA, 2965 nt
Organism: Anopheles coluzzii
Lineage: Eukaryota; Metazoa; Arthropoda; Insecta; Diptera; Culicidae
Exons: 2
Coding region: 542-2965 (807 amino acids)
Source: RefSeq, a predicted model, not a curated record
UAAAACUAGAAGUCCUGACGAAAUCCUUGAAUCUUUAUCGAAAACCAUCGAGGAGUUUCGUUUCGAUGAAGAAAACAACAUCACUUUUGAAAAAUGGUAUGUACGUUUCAAAGACCUUUUUCAAAACGAUGCCAGCAGUUUGAAUGACGAGGCGAAAGUGCGACUUUUGCUGAGGAAGCUGGAAACGUCCGCUCACAGCCGGUAUGUGAAUUACAUUCUUCCGAAGCAACCGCAUGAAAAUUCGUUUGAAGAAACCGUCAAUAUUCUCAAAAAAAUCUUCGGAAAGCAAUAUUCGGUGUUCCACAAAAGGUACCAGUGCUUGCAGAUAGUGAAAUCUGCAUUAGAAGAUAUCAUCACUUACGGCGGAAGAGUGAAUAAGGCAUGCGAGGAUUCUGAGUUCGAGAAUUUGAAAUUAGACGAUUUCAAAUGUCUAAUUUUCAUUUGCGGACUGCAAGCUCCGGAAUUCUCGGAUAUCAGAGCAAGACUGCUAUCUCGAAUAGAAAACGCGACGCCGGAGGCUAAAGUGAACAUUCAAACACUAAUGGCAGAAUUUCAACGGCUUAUCAAUCUGAAAGCGGAUACAACGAUGAUCGAAAAUCAAUCAAGAUCGAAGCAUUCCGUGCAUGCAGUUUCAGAGAAGAAACCGUAUCGUUUGCCACAGCCUUCCCGAUUCGACAAUUCAAAAGAUCAGCGUCAACCGAAAUCAGAUUCGAAUACUGUCCCUCGUACUCCUUGUUGGCAAUGUGGAAAAAUGCAUUUUGUACGGGAUUGCAAUUUUACAGAUCAUCUCUGCAAAGUGUGCAAAAAUGUAGGCCACAAGGAAGGUUACUGUAAAGCCAUGAGAUCAAAAUCUUCAAACAACAACACAUAUCAAAAGAGUGAGAAGAAUCAAAAUCAAAAUCAAAAGAAAUCUCAGGGAAUUUUCGUUAAUCAUGUCACGAAAAACACUGCUAAAAGGAAAUUUAUCUCUAUCAUAAUCAAUGGCAUAACUACAUCACUCCAACUGGACACCGCAAGUGACAUAACAGUUAUUUCUAAAACAACAUGGCAACAUUUGGGUCAACCGAAACUUUCUCAAGCAUCCAUUGAAGCAUCGAAUGCAUCGGGAGAACAACUCAAGCUUAUCGGUGAAUUCGAAUGCGAGGUUAUCCUUAAUGCGAUUACAGAGAAAUGUGUUUGUUUUGUUACAUCAUCACCAGUCCUAAAUGUUAUAGGUAUAGAUUGGAUAGAUAGGUUUAAUCUAUGGGCAAUUCCCUUCGAUGUACUGUGUAAGAAAGUUUCAUCAGCAUGUCCAAAGGAUCGAAUAGUACAGCUUCAAUCGAAAUAUCCAACAGUUUUCGAUGAUUCGCUUGGACAUUGCACAAAAACGAAGGUGAAACUGUUUCUGAAGCCCAAUGUAAAACCAGUUUUCUGUCCAAAACGACCAGUACCAUUCAAUACUAUCGCUCUUGUGGAUGCGGAACUAUCAAGACUACAAUCACUAGGCAUCAUCACACCAAUAGACUUUUCGGAGUGGGCUGCUCCGAUAGUAGCCAUUCGCAAGCCUAAUGGUAAAGUUCGAAUUUGUGCGGAUUAUUCGACGGGGCUUAACGAAGCUUUAGAGUCAAAUCAUUAUCCUCUACCUACUCCUGAAGAAAUUUUUGCACAGUUGAACGGAAGUGUUGUAUUCAGCAUAGUCGAUUUGUCCGAUGCAUACCUACAAGUAGAAGUAGAAGACGAAUCUAAACACCUUCUUACGAUCAACACACAUAGAGGUCUUUUUCAGUACAACCGUCUCGCACCGGGAGUCAAAUCAGCACCUGGAGCUUUUCAAAGACUAGUUGACGGUAUGAUUGCUGACAUUCCUGGCGUUAGAACAUUUCUAGAUGAUGCUAUAAUUUUCGGUAAAACUUGGGAGGCACACAAGCAAUCAUUAGACACAUUUCUUCAGCGUUUAAAAGAAUAUGGCUUCCACGUCAAGCUGGAAAAAUGUCAUUUCUAUCAAACUGAAAUUGUCUAUUUGGGGCAUGUGGUAGAUCGCAACGGCAUACGUCCUGACCCAGAGAAGCUGAAAACCAUCGCAUCUAUUCCAGCACCAACGAACAUUUCCGAAUUAAGAUCGUUCUUAGGAGCUGUGAAUUUCUACGGCCGAUUUGUGAGAAACAUGCAUGAACUCAGACACCCGUUAGAUCAAUUGCUAAAGAAGGAUACGAAGUGGAAGUGGAAUUCGGAUUGUCAGACAUCGUUCGAAAAAUUCAAGAAAGUACUGCAAUCUGACUUACUGUUGACACAUUAUGAUCCGAAUCUUCCUAUCAUCGUUGCAGCAGAUGCGUCUAGCACCGGCGUUGGCGCAGUCAUUUUUCAUAAAUUUCCGAACGGAUAUUUGAAAGCCAUUCAACAUGCUUCAAGAACAUUAACGUCUGCAGAACAAGGCUACGGACAACCGGAAAAAGAAGCUCUGGCUCUUACUUAUGGGGUAACCAAAUUUCAUAAGUACUUACUUGGUCGGAAAUUUACUCUUUUAACCGAUCAUAAGCCUUUACUAUCCAUAUUUGGUUCAAAAAAGGGAAUUCCUUUGCACACAGCAAACCGACUCCAACGGUGGGCAUUGAUGUUAUUAAACUACGAUUUUACCAUCGAAUAUGUUUCAACCACCGAGUUUGGGUGCGCUGACAUGCUAUCAAGGCUAAUCGACCGUUGCAAGCAACCAGAGGAAGAUUACGUUAUAGCUUCGAUUUCACUUGAAGAGGAUAUUCAAAACGUCAUGCACGAAUCAUUGAAACAAGUACCAGUAUCAUUUGCUGACAUUCAAAAAGCAACAGGAUUGGACGAAACACUGCAAGCUGUUUUGAAAUUCAUCCGGGAAGGCUGGCCGAACGAAGCGUCGUCAAUCAAAAAUCAAGACAUUCAGUUGUUGUUCCAAACAUUUACAGGAAAAAGGUACUUCAACAAUUCCAUCGCGGUCAUCCUGGAAUGGUGCGAAUGA